This is a messenger RNA of Oncorhynchus tshawytscha (Chinook salmon), 1813 nucleotides long. RefSeq names its product RING-HC_RNF170 domain-containing protein. Gene Ontology annotation, molecular function: ubiquitin protein ligase activity. The record is from RefSeq and is a predicted model, not a curated record. Lineage: Eukaryota; Metazoa; Chordata; Actinopteri; Salmoniformes; Salmonidae. The coding region runs from base 100 to 879 and encodes 259 amino acids. The transcript is spliced from 6 exons.
AUGAUGCAGUCAGGAAACAUUUCCUUCUCUAGCCUCUCCGGGAAACACACAGUCUACAGAGACACACUCAUGAGUGUCUAGGAGACACUCCCAGGCUCUAUGUCUGUUUACAGCCACCAGACCUACACUUCCAGCUGCCAGAUGAAUCAGACCAUGCACACCUCACACAGCUCUCAUCCCAGAUGUGACCCUCUGCCUGAGGUCACAGUGGGUCAGGGUCACCUAGGAUCGUCCUCAGAACACACACAGGAUCGAACAUCCCUCAAACAUGUGACCUACAGCAAGAACUCCUCUCAGAUCUGUCCAUCUGCGGGCCACAGAGACUGGCUCUGCCCUGUAUGUCUACAAACUGCCAGCUUCCCCGUAAAGACCAACUGUGGCCAUCUCUUCUGUGCUCCCUGUCUGAUCUCCUACUGGAGACAUGGGUCCUGGCUGGACGCCAUAAACUGCCCUCUGUGUAGACAAAAGGUCAAGGUCCUGUGUCGUCUGUUCAGUAAGGGUUGGUCAGACAGUAAAGAGAGGGAGGUUCUGGGAGAAAUCACAGACUACAACAAACGCUACUCAGGAGCCCCUCGAAAGGUGACAGACUACCUGUGUGACACACCCCUGUUCCUGCAGCUGCUAAUCCGCCGCCUGGGCACCAUGGGGGGGCUAGUGUUCCUCUUCUUCCUCCGGGUGGCACUUUGCUGCCUAGGGACUGUGGUGUCCCUCGCCUCACCCCCCCUGGACACUCCACCCUCCCUGUCUGACCUCCUGGGGGUCCUGGAUGACCUGGUGGUGGUCUUCCUGCUGCUCAUCUGUGUUAUCAAUAUCAACCAGCAGAUGGCACCAGAUAGUGGGAACUCCUCAGCUCACACAGGGGGUAGGCCUGUUCAGUAACUCUCUGUAGAGCGAGCAGCAGAAAUGAUGGCCCGCAGUGAUUUAGCUUUCAUUUCGACAGGAGAUCUCGAGGUGACUAACCUCUUUUUUGAUAGACCUAGCAAGAAGUCAGCAGUGUAUGUCUGCUGGUUUACAUCCUGGGGUUAUUAGCAGGUGUAUUCACUAGGAACCAAACAGUGAGGGAUCUAACUGAAUUUGUCAAAGAAACUCAUUUUGGUUGUAAAACAUUUUGGACUAAUGAUUACACCCCAGGUGUUGGACUCACUGUUACCACAAGCAGAGGUUUGAGGUUUACAGUCUAAUAGUAAGUCUAACCAGGGGCUCAGUUUUUGCAUGGCUGAAUGCAUGAAGUGUCACACCUAGCCUUCUUUCCUUCAUGACCACUGAUCUGAUGAAAGCAACAUGGUGGAACCUACACAAAUAGUCUCUCUUCCUCCAGUGGGUAUGUUUAAUGGAAUGUGUUGAAUGUUUUUUAUGUAGCAUUUUGGAGGUUCAUUGUCUGAUAUUUUCAGAUUUUUGUGUGUGUCGUGUUUCUUUCUACAGUACCCGUUGCUAGUGUUUCAACAUAUAGGGAACUUUCAAUAAAUUCCCUGGUUUUCCCAGAAUCUCAGUUGGGGGGGGGGUUCCUGGAAUCAGGAGGGAAUAAGCAGGAAAUCCAGAAUCCCCAAACAGAAUUUGUAGGAAAAAACAGGGAAUUUAUUUAAAGUUCCUGGAAAUGUCCAACCCCCUAGCCUUUAUUUUGGUGUCCGUGUUACUGUUGUCAAUCCCUUCAGUGGUUCAAUAAAACCUGGGUCUGUUCAUGGGGGGUGCAAACAUAAUACACAGAUUAAAUGUAGACCUAUUAUAUUGUACCCUGCUGUUUCUCAGUGAAACUGUAAAUACUUGAUGUGAAUACUUGUAAAAUGCUAUAAAUGGUGUAUUUAUUGUUCUGAAA